AUGGUGACGUUGCAGAAGGCUCUGUGGGGGAUCAUCUUGGUGGUGUUGGUGACCUGCCCGUACCACACACAAGCCAGGAUUGGAACGUUCUGGCACGUGACAGAUUUCCACUAUGACGUCAACUACACUACAACAGGUGACAGUCAAAACAUGUGUUGGGACCACAGGGUGGACAACACCUCUCCCGGUAAGUUUGGGGACUACGGCUGUGACACACCCUUGGAACUGGUCACGGCAGCCAUACAAGCCAUGGUCAAGAUCCAACCCAAACCUGACUUUAUCCUCUGGACCGGGGAUGACACAGCUCACGUGGCAGACAAAUACUUUACCACGACCAAAGUAGUGAACAUUAUCCAUGAACUGACUGACAAACUCAACAGGAGUUUCCCCAAUACUACCUUCUUCCCUGUACUUGGUAACCACGACUACUACCCCAAAAACCAGGUGCCGGUAGGAGAGAGCGACUUACAGGGAGAGGUGGCCAAGCUGUGGAAGAAGUGGCUUACUGACGAGGCUCACGAGUCCUUCCAAAAGGAUGGGCGCUAUUGGACGGACGUACCAGGCACCAACGUGACCAUCAUCGGCUUGAACACACUCACCUGGUACAAGAGCAACACUAACACCGCCAAACUGCCGGACACCGACCCUAAUGGCCAAGAUCCUGGACAACAGUUCGCCUGGGCUAACAAUAUCCUUACUAUCUUGGCCAAGAGACGCCGUAGAGUGUACCUCAUGGGCCACAUCCCUCCCGGUACGUUCGAGAGGUACCAACAGAAGAAAGAGGGUUUCCACUGGUACCAAACCCGCUACAACGACCAGUUCAUCAAGAUGGUUCAGAAUCAUGCCGAGGUUAUCGAGGCUCAAUUCUUCGCUCACCACCACACCGACUCCUUCAGGUUGUUUUUCAAGAACCAGCAGGACCACGAUCCAGGCAUCCCCGUUUCUUACCAGCUGAUCGCGCCUGGAGUCACACCCUGGCGCUCUACACUCUCUAAGGAAACCGGUGCCAACAAUCCCGGUAUCCGGCUCAUCUCUUACGACACGGUCACCGGUAAGGUGAAGGAGGUGUCGACCUAUUACUUGGAUCUGGCUCAGGCUAACAAGGACGGAAAGGCAGACUUUAAGUUCGAGUACAACUUCACCUCUGAGUACAACCUCACCUCCAUCAACCCCGAGUCCCUCUACAACCUCGCUAAGAAUAUGAAGAAAAACUCGACGCUGUUCAACAAGUAUUACAAGGCCAACACGGUGAGUCUCGAGUCCCCGUCAGUGUGCACCACUAAUUGUCAUCUGCUACACUGGUGCUCCAUUACUGAGGUCAACUACAAUCGCUUCAACACGUGUAAUGCCGCCUCUAUCACCUCCCUCCACUGGGCCGCCGGCAGCCUGUUAGCAGUCGGCCUCCUUCUGGUCAAUCGCUAACACCAAGUCAGUGAGAAUGGUGCAUCAAAUCCAGAGACAGUGCACCAAGUCAGUGAGAAUGGUGCAGCAAGUUCACAGGCAGUGCACAAAAUCAGUGAGAUGGUGCACCAAUUCCAGAGACAGUGCACGAAGUUAGUUGAGAAUGGUGCACGAGAAGUCGAGAAGGAAACCACACAACAAAUUAAAUAUAGUCCUCGGAGAUAAUUGUAAUUAUUAGUAAAAGGAUCAAAUGUUAACUAUAACUUAGUCAUAAUUUAGUUUGUUUUUUCUAUUGAAUUUAAAUUAUAUUUCUUCUAAAGUUUAAUAAUAAUUGGGAAUAUAAUUUUAAUAUUUUAAGUAUAAUAUAGACAGUAAAAUCCUAUAUAUUUUAUUCAAGUCUUUAAUAACAUAUAAUACAAA
Messenger RNA from Homarus americanus (American lobster), 1821 nucleotides. RefSeq names its product acid sphingomyelinase-like phosphodiesterase 3b. Gene Ontology annotation, molecular function: sphingomyelin phosphodiesterase activity. Gene Ontology annotation, biological process: sphingomyelin catabolic process. The record is from RefSeq and is a predicted model, not a curated record. The coding region runs from base 1 to 1422 and encodes 473 amino acids. Lineage: Eukaryota; Metazoa; Arthropoda; Malacostraca; Decapoda; Nephropidae. The transcript has 11 exons.